Molecule: messenger RNA, 228 nt
Organism: Ambispora leptoticha
Lineage: Eukaryota; Fungi; Glomeromycota; Glomeromycetes; Archaeosporales; Ambisporaceae
Source: the annotation of a GenBank genome assembly
AUGGAAAAAGAUUACAAGUACUUAAUUGGUAAAAUUCUUCGAGAAAAUGCUGACAGUGAUAGAUAUACUAAAAAUAUUCCAAAGGACAUGAUCGUCUAUGAGACGGAAUUACCUUCGAAACAUCGUAUAAUCAAACCAGGAUACAUGUAUACUUGUGAUUUUGACCAAGACAGAUUGCAAGUACGUGUUAACGCAAAUAAUGUCAUUGAAAGUGUUCAAUAUGGCUGA